Molecule: messenger RNA, 3321 nt
Organism: Nasonia vitripennis (jewel wasp)
Lineage: Eukaryota; Metazoa; Arthropoda; Insecta; Hymenoptera; Pteromalidae
Gene: Hbg3
Product: alpha-glucosidase
Exons: 9
Coding region: 745-2424 (559 amino acids)
Biological process (GO): carbohydrate metabolic process
Source: RefSeq, a predicted model, not a curated record
UGUGUGUCAUAAUCAGUGCGACGAGAUGGACCCCACGCGUGAGCGGCGUAUAUAAGUGUAUACACCUGUAUGGUGGGCUCGAUUCUUUCGAGGCUGAAAAUUCCUGUGCUCCGGUAUGUGAUAGAGUUAACGAACUACAGCGACGCUAGUGUUCGGAGAUACGGAAGAUAACGAGACACAUUCUUGAAGGGGCUCGUUGUGAGAUAAGAUUGACCAAAAUAUCGGAUUUUUUCGGUGGGAUUGUCUGCCAGUAAUGACUUAAAUUGAUGAUGUACCAAGUUUGGUUUAUAUUCGCGAUUUCGAAGAAAGAAGGUCCUCACGUUGAAAUAUCAGUGUUGCGGGUAAUUUGUUUAUUAUGCCGUACAUCGCCGCUAAUUGCUCGUUAGAUUUUUAUUGGACAUUCAAAAGAAAUAAUGACGCAGUUCCACGUUUACAUAACAAGCGCAUUUUAAAAACAAAAUCUUUUUCAUCGGCUCGUUUGAUUUAAAAGGAAUUUAUCAGCCGCACAAUGAAAUCUUAGAAAUCAAUUGAACAAAUGAAAGGCACAGUUGCUGUGCGAUGUGCGCGAUGGAUAACACUCACGGAAAACAAAACAAAUAUCCCCUCUUUGUCGGGUUUGGUGACGUUAUAAAAAGAUGAAAUGUGUGCGCCCGAUAGUUAGUGGCCAUCUCUGGUGCGAUACGAAAAGCAUUGCGGGCUGAAAAAGGUUGACAAUCCCACGCACUCUACCUCAGAGCGGAAAACAUGAGAGCUGUCGUCGCUCUUAACACGUUUGCGCUCCUCUUCCUCGGAGUUUGCGCAGACUCAGGAUGGUGGAAAUCUAUGUCUCUUUACCAGAUUUACCCGAGAAGUUUUAAGGACAGUGAUGGCGACGGGAUUGGAGAUCUUAAAGGAAUUCAAAGCAAACUCCAGCACCUGGUUGACUCAAAGUUUAAUGCAUUUUGGCUCUCUCCGGUCUACCCGAGUCCCAUGGUGGACUUUGGCUACGAUAUUUCCGACUUCCUGAGUAUCGACCCCGUUUACGGCAAAAUGAAAGAUUUCGAGGAUCUGGUCGAAGAAGCCCAUAAUCUGUCGCUCAAAGUGAUCAUGGAUUUCGUGCCCAACCACAGCUCCGAUAAGCACGUGUGGUUCGAGAAGAGCGUGAAGAAAAUCGAACCCUACACAGACUACUUCAUCUGGCACGAGGGCAAAAUCGUCGACGGUGUCCGUAGACCACCAAACAACUGGGUCAGCGUAUUCCGCGGAUCUGCUUGGACGUGGAAUGAAGAGCGACAGGCUUACUAUUUCCACCAAUUUGCCCCGGAACAGCCGGAUCUCAAUUACCGCAACCCGGUCGUUGUCGAGGAGAUGAAGAACGUCCUGAGAUUCUGGAUGAAGAAAGGCGUCGACGGUUUCCGCAUGGACGCAGUGCCCCACCUUAUGGAAGUAGAGGACCUUCGUGACGAACCCCUGAGUGGCAAUACCAACGACCCAGAGGACUACGGCUACACCCAUCACAUCUACACCAACAGCUUGCACGAGACCUACGAGAUGGUUCGUCAGUGGCGCGAAGUAGUCGACGAGUACAAGGAUUGCGUUAUGAUGAUCGAAGCUUACACCGAUACCGAGAAGACCAUGAAGUACUACCAGUACGGUGCACACUUCCCGUUCAACUUUGCCUUCAUCACGUCCGCCGACAAGUCCAGCAGUGCAGGCCAAAUCAAGAGCCUCGUCGACUCUUGGAUGAGUAACUCGCCUCCCAACAGCGUACCCAACUGGGUGGCAGGCAAUCACGACAAACCACGACUGGCUACUCGCUUCGACACUGACUUAGCUCCAGCCAUCACAACCAUCGUACAGUUGCUUCCGGGAGUAGCGGUCACCUACUACGGCGAGGAGAUCGGCAUGGAGGACACCUGGCUGUCCUGGGAGGAGACUCAGGAUCCCCAGGGCUGCAACGCCGGGAAAUCCGGUUACGAGAGGGCGUCGCGUGAUCCUGCCAGGACACCCUUCCAGUGGGAUGCUACCACUUCAGCUGGAUUUUCGACCAACCCCAGGACUUGGCUCCGCGUCAACGACAAUUACAAGAAAAUCAACCUCGUUGCUCAGAAAGCCGCGGUCAAGUCGAACUACAAGUCCUUCUUGAAAAUCACAGAUCUGAGGAAAUGGCCAGCAGUGAAGGACGGAUAUCUGAGCACGAAAUUGCUGAACGACCAAGUUUUCGCUUUCGCGAGGACGCUCGAAGGUGCGAGGUCGGUUUACGUGGUGGUAAACUUCGCGUAUCACCCGGUGACUGUAAAUUUGCAAGCUUUCGAGAAUGCCUCAUCCGAGCUGCAGCUCUACCACACUACAUCUGAUGUCAAGCAUCGAGUCGGGCAAAAGGUACACACGACGGCUGCACAGAUUCCGGAGCGCAGCGCUUCAAUUUUCGUUAGCCCCGCCUAGAGCAAUCGGCGCUAGAAGCCCAGCUCUCCCGCUCGAAUCAUCAUCGUACACGGCCACCUGUACAACCGCCGACUGCGAAAUGUCAUAUAUUCUGCAGUCAUCAGUCGAGUAUAUAAUCGUCCAUCACCGAACCUCAAAUUUCGAUCCGACUACAUAGCGCUGCAAAACGAAUUCGGUGAAUUUCGAAUCCGACCGUUGUUCGAACGCUGGCGGGAGGCGACCGGCUGUUUUCAAACUCUUAUCCCAUCUCAUUAGACUGUCAGAUAUAGUUUACGGCUUUUCCUAUUAUUAUACUUGAAGAUCAUUUCGCGAUAUUGCAAUGGCUUUUUUUCUCGCCCACCGACGCGACCUCGAUCACCGAUUUUCCAUCGACAACUUUUGCGGAGAAAGUGCGAUGCCAAGAAGCAGAGCUGGGCGAAGGUAUAUAACCGCCCGCAAAUCUGAUCAAAAGUAGAUUUACGCGCGGGUAUACUACUACUGUGGAAGACGAGUUCGAGAAGGGGGAUACAGCUGGCGAGCUCUUAACUCUAAUUAAAACGCCAAUGAUAAGUAGCGGAUACUCGGCUCUUUGCCUUAUAUUGCUAAUUAGUUGAUUAAGAGAAGGAUAUCGCUUGUGUAGUUUUAUUCUCAGUCGGCGCGAUUCGCUCAUUCGCGUCUUACGGCUUCAUUGCGCGGGCUUUCCGUCGAUUAUGCCUCGUACAAAGCCUGUAUCUCGUAUAAAUCGCGGCUUGGCAAUGCAUCGACUCGAACGAGUAUCGAGCGAUGUACGAAGUAGUGAUUAUUUGUUUGUAAAUUAGGCGAACUCAACGAAGCUAAAUUUAGUUUUUGUAACCGCAAACUUUUUCACCUGUACAAUUUUAUUCUAGUGUGUUAUUAAAAUAAAUUUUAUAAAACCUA